AUGCUAACCGACCCCAAGUUACUACUCCAUCUUUCUUUCAAGUUUGGUGAGCGAAAGCGAAAAAAAAACAAGGACGUGGCAAACAAGAAACGAUGCAAGCCCAAAGAUCAAAAAUCGGAUGAAAAACCUAAUGACCGUGGGGGGAAAUCCAUGGGGACGAGCAAGGCUGUCAGAAGCAAGACAAAUGCACAUUCCAAGCCUUCAUCAACUGCUCAUCAGAAGAUCGAGUCUCAGCCACCAUCCGAAGUCCUCAGGACCCCCAUGAAGACUGGUCCCCCUGAUGCUGAUGCCACCAGAUUGUCCAGUCCAAGCCCACAGACCCAAGGACCCCUGAUUGAUGUGUUGGACCUCUUCAGAUUGCAUACCAAGCAAAUGGAGGAAAGGGGUUUAGCCAUCCCCCUCGAUCCAGCCUUGGAACAUCUCACCGCUGAAAAUCUUUUCAGUGAACCUGCGAUUGAAGAUGGGGAUCACUUGCCCAAGAUCAACCCAGAAUUGCUGUGCUGCUUCUGUGACGAGCUACUACCAGCAAGUCCUUCAGCCAGGUUUUUGAAGCUGAGCUCUUAUCUUCAAGGGGUCUCUGAGGUUAAGCGUCAGGUCUCGGCCACCAACCGACUGGCUUUGCACUUACCAUCCAUUCAUCUUGGCAGUUCCCCCGGAUUGCAGAUCACUGCCGUCUGCAUCAGGCAGAUUCCAGUACAAUCCCAAUGGGUCAAAAUCGUGGCUGGCCGACUCAAAUUGAGUUUUCAAUCCUCCCAAGGCUCAAAUGGAAAAUGCAGCAGAGUCAGAUCUCACCGACAGCGUCUGACAAAUGUAUGUGAUCGCCAAAUCCCAUCGGAUUUUCUCCGGGACGCAUUGGAGGCCUGGGAGACUCAUGGGGGACGGAAGGUCCAAAGUGUAUCACAUGAGUACUCAAGUUUUCAGAUAGAACAACCGGGGUACUACGGUGUUCAAGGAUACAAGAUCAUUUUGAAAGAACUCCGAUCAAUGUUUAUGAGAUCAGCCAUCCAAUUGGCACACCCACUUGAUAAUGAUUUCCUAUUGCGGAAAGUACUCAUACCAGAGGUGGCCAUGUGUUUAAUUGCUGAGGACUACAACUUACCAGUCCUGGACCCAAGGGUCAGAUUACAUUUAGAAGACAGCUGA
This is a messenger RNA of Puccinia graminis f. sp. tritici CRL 75-36-700-3, 1143 nucleotides long. RefSeq lists its product as uncharacterized. Lineage: Eukaryota; Fungi; Basidiomycota; Pucciniomycetes; Pucciniales; Pucciniaceae. The record is from RefSeq and is a predicted model, not a curated record. The transcript has 5 exons. Bases 1 to 1143 code for a protein of 380 amino acids.